AUGGCUCUCCCUCGGCCAAGAGGCGAUAUUACCUUCUCCCAAGCAACAGUGAGAGAACAUCCUGCUCUUCCUACAGUGAGCACAAUAUCCAGCCCUCUCUCAGAAGCUAAGACUCUCCGUAAACGUAAGAUCUUUCAGCACCGCAGAACUCCGCCGCUUCAUUUUUCCGUGGGUGGCCGUCUCUCCUCAUGGCCUGCAUACGCCAGUGCACAAGCUAUCCUACAGAACCGCAAACCCUGCUCAACCACUGACAAAACAGGAACCAUCCUCCUUGCCAAUGAUGUUUCUUGCAGGGCCAGAGACAAGCCAUCGAUGACCAUCUCAAAGCCCCGAUACUUGGAACAGCUCGAAGAUUACCUGAGGAAAGAGUUACUUCUUCUGGACAUGACAAAGGAAAAUGCUCUGGAGCUCAAGCUCCAGCCUUACAGAGAAAUCUUUGAAUUCUUUAUAGAGGACUUCAAAACCUACAAGCCCCUGUUGUCUUCCAUAAAGAACGCAUAUGAAGUCACACUAGCUCACUUUAGGGAGAAGAUUCGGUCUCUGGAACCACUGAAAGCCAUGCUAGUCAAUGUGUCUGAAGACUGCAAUGAAAAAAUCCUGGCUAUCAGGGAAGAGGAGAGAUAUGAAAUCAAAAUGUUGAGGAAAGAGAAAAUUAACUUAUUAAAGCUCAUCGACAAAAAGAACGAAGAGAAGAUCUCUCUGCAAACUCAAGUGAGCAAGCUAAGGAAAAACUUGGCAGAGGAAUAUCUUCAUUUCCUUAAUGAACGAGAUGCCAGAAGGAUCCUUGUUGCUGAUCUUAAUGAGCUUCGAUAUCAGCGGGAGGACAUGUCUCUUGCCCAGGCUCCAGAGGUGUGGGGAGAAGACCCUGUAAAGUUAACCCUGGCUUUGAAGAUGGCUCGUCAAGACCUCACCAGAACUCAGAAGGAACUGAACACAAUGAAAGCAAAUUUUGGUGAUGUUGUCCCCAGGAGGGACUUUGAAAUGGAGGAGAAAAGAAACAAAGCAUUAUUUGAAAUGGUGGACAACUUAAGAAAGGACUUUGAAGAGAUACGAAAGGAGUAUGACACACUGCUACAGGUUCACAUGACAAUUGUAAGGGAUAGGGAUGAAUUCUACAGUGAGCUACAGGAGAUACAACGGACCUCCACUCCCAGGCCCAACUGGUCCAAGUGUGAAGAUGUGAUUUCUGGGGGACAAGAACGCUGGAACUUUUUGUCUCAAGGGAAAAGCAGUGACCAGCUUGUUGAUGUGCUGCUAGAAGAAAUUGGUUCAGGACUUCUCCGAGAAAGGGAGACCUUCCAAGGCCUGGGCUCCACUGAAGACAUCCCAGAGUUCCUUCGGUCCGGAGGGCUUGUCCAAAACAAAAAACUAAGCAAAAAAGAAGUGGUGGACAUUAUCAAAGAUGUCUGGAAAGAGCGGAUGGCUGAAGACCAGAAAGAGAAGACAUCCACCUUGGGCCAGUUUUUCCUCGACUACCUAAAAAAACGUUUUGGGGAUGCCUCUGCCAUGGACUGGUCCUACACAAUUUUUGAAAAUGCCAAACUCUUUCACUCCAGUGAGGUCAUGAAGCAGUUCCAUGAUGUCCUCGCAGGAAGGAUGGAAGAAAAUGUGUACCUUGGCCAAAGACAGCUCGUGUCCUAUCUGCUGAAGGAGUUGAACAACAGUGACAGCCAAAACGAAGGAAACGUCACCCUAGAUCAGUUCAGCUCAGUGCUCAAGAGUGCCUUCCCUCUCAAGACAGAUGAACAGAUUCAGGAGUUGCUGGAGGUGGCUAAGGUCCAGUUAGAGGGCAUCCCCCAUGAUGUUGUUCACUACCGACUUUUGUUUAUUGAGGAUGAAUUGGGUGCCUCAGGGUCCUUCAUUCAUAAACUGUGGGACCAGGCCCAAAAUGAGAAGGAGGCCUAUCUGCUGGAACUAGAGACAGAACUUGGGCCUAACAAUCUUCAAGCUCAUUACUGUUACAACACCUCAUUCCCUGCUGUUCAUAGGAAUUUCCAAAAGGGAGAUAAGAACAGCCAACUCUUCAGUCUCCUUCUCACAUCAAUUAUAUGACUUGGGAAAAUCAAAAUAAACUUUAAAAGGAAAAAAUUGGGGAUCCUGAAACACCGCUUAAGCCAGAAUGCAGGUGGUGAGGAGAAAAGAAGGAAGGAUACUUGGGUUUUUUGUGAAAAAGUCUAG
Trichosurus vulpecula (common brushtail) is the source of this 2178-nucleotide messenger RNA. It is a transcript of the gene TSNAXIP1, whose product is annotated as translin associated factor X interacting protein 1. The record is from RefSeq and is a predicted model, not a curated record. NCBI's taxonomy places the organism in Eukaryota, Metazoa, Chordata, Mammalia, Diprotodontia, Phalangeridae. Gene Ontology annotation, cellular component: cytoplasm.